Messenger RNA from Alternaria alternata, 1894 nucleotides. Its product is annotated as Arabinanase/levansucrase/invertase. The record is from RefSeq and is a predicted model, not a curated record. The coding region runs from base 359 to 1699 and encodes 446 amino acids. Gene Ontology annotation, biological process: carbohydrate metabolic process. The transcript is spliced from 4 exons. Gene Ontology annotation, molecular function: hydrolase activity, hydrolyzing O-glycosyl compounds. Lineage: Eukaryota; Fungi; Ascomycota; Dothideomycetes; Pleosporales; Pleosporaceae.
CUCGCAAUAUCACGGACGUCGGGCUAUUUGCAACCCAUGCAGCCACCAUGGCAAUGUACGCGACAGACGUCCAAUUAAGCAUAGUUUCCGCACCUAAACUCUCCUUCCCCACAAUUCGUUUACUACUACCCUUGCUCCGAUGUUAAUACGCCGCCCCAACUAUUAAACCUUCGUGUUUACUCGUGACACUCCAUAGCGCGGCCUCCAUUUUCCGUCAAUGAGGGAUGAGCGGACAUCCUACUGGAUAUGUUAGCAUGACGAUGCUAGGCCUAUUGGUCGCUCGACACUAUAUCUUAGACGUGCUUCCUCGACCCGCCAUUCUUGACUGACAUCUGCAUUCUGAUAUCCCAACUUCGCCAUGCGCCUUCUUAGUUUAGCAGGCCUUAGCUUGACCGCCUCAGUCGCGAGUGCGACACUUCAGAUCGUCCCUGGUGCAACCUGGACAGCAACAAACACAGGUCAGCACAUUCAGGCUCACGGCGCCGGCAUCAUCAAGGAUGGAGGAAAGUGGUAUUGGGUUGGCGAAGACAAAACCAACGGAACAGCUUUCACAAACAUCAACUGCUACUCGUCCACUAACCUCGUCGAAUGGACUUAUGAGGGUGCCCUGAUCUCUCGUACUGCAUCCGGCGAUACAGGACCCAAUCGUGUCAUCGAGAGACCAAAGGUUAUGCACAACAAGCAAACAGGCAAGUAUGUUCUAUGGAUGCAUAUUGACAGCGCCGACUAUGGUGAGGCCAAGAUCGGUGUCGCUGUUGGAGACAGUGUCUGUGGAAAAUACACGUAUUUGCGAAGCGAGCGACCAUUGGGUUUCGAGAGUAGAGAUUCAGGCGUGUUCGUUGAUGACGACGGCAAGGGUUAUCUACUCACUGAAGACCGCAGCAACGGCUUACGUAUCAACGCACUCUCCGAUGACUAUCUCAACAUUACUAAAAAUGUCUACGUCUGGAAAGAGAAAUAUGAGUCCCCAGCCGUCAUCAAACACGAGGGUGUAUACUUCAUGUUCGCUUCACAGCUCACCGGAUGGAACCCAAACGACAACUACUACAGUACAUCAACGGCCCUUUCGGGACCAUGGUCUUCGUGGAAAAAGUUUGCAGACUCAGGAUCAAACACGUACGCUUCUCAAACAACCUUUGUAUUGCCUGUUGGGAACGGAUACGUAUACAUGGGCGAUCGAUGGCAGAGUGAGAACUUGAUGAGAAGCACAUACGUGUGGCUCCCACUUCAGAUCUCCGGGACUACCGCCAGCAUGAAGAACACAGUCAACUGGAUUCUCGACCCCAACUCUGGGGCCACUACCUCCGGCCCCGAAGAAACCUCGUACGAAGGUGAAAGCGCAAACCUUGCUAACGGUGCCAAAUCUCAGGCCUGCUCUUCCUGCUCAGGCUCCAAGGCAGCUGGGUACAUUGGCGGCACCACGUCCGGCUCGGCCACAUUUCCCAAUAUCCAGUCUUCAGCAACGACUCGCACGACGAUGAGGAUCAAGCAUCUCAACGGUGACAAGAGUCAAAGGUAUGCAAAUAUUAGUGUGAACGGGAAAACGCAGAAGCUAGCAUUCCUGCCCCAUGGAGGAGGGGAUCCAGCCAGCUCGGUGAUACACGUCGAUUUGAAGCAGGGUACGAAUGAAGUCAAGAUCAGCGGUAUUGAUGGAGGUUGGGGACCAGACAUCGACAGGAUCUUCGUUCCAGUUAGGUGAUUCAUCAAGGCUUGAGAUCCAUGUUUCAUACUGCCCAAAGCGUUAGGCUUGGUACAAGAGGGGAGAAGAUUUGACCGUGGGCUCCGAAAAAGACAGUAGGAGAUGCGUGGAGUACCUAGGUAUGAUCCCAAGCAUGAUAACUUGAAUGGAGAUUGGAAAAUGUUUGAAUUCGCAAGUUUCCAUUUAAACUUGGUG